UAACCUGGAAUUAAUUUUAAUCUAAGGGGAUAAAUAGAAAGUUCCUAAGCUCCUGGGGAACUCAAAUACACAAAAAUGGUGAUUAAAAGCCCCAUCAAGCCGAAUGUUCGGAUACUAUUGUUGGGUGACCGGGGAGUUGGCAAGACAUCUAUUAUUUUAUCGCUUGUCAGUGAAGAGUUCCCUGAAAAUGUUCCCACAAGAGCAGAGGAAAUAACAAUACCUGCUGAUGUUACGCCAGAACAAGUCCCCACAAAUAUUGUUGAUUAUUCUGCCGUAGAUCAAGCUGAAGAUGUCUUAAAUAUUCUGAUCAAAGGAGCUAGCGUCGUGUGUGUAGUUUAUGCAGUAGAUAAUGAGGAUUCCAUUGAUAGAAUAUCUACAUAUUGGUUACCUUUAAUCAAAGAAAAUUCUGUAGAGAAAUGUUGUCCUGUAGUGUUAGUUGGGAACAAAAUCGAUUUGGUCGAUUUUUCCACUAUAGAUGGUAUUUUACCGAUUAUGGAAGAUUUUCCAGAAAUAGAAACUUGUAUAGAAUGUUCGGCAAAAACAUUAAAAAAUAUAUCUGAACUUUUUUAUUAUGCUCAGAAAGCUGUCCUUCAUCCUACAUCUCCAAUUUAUUCAGUUGAAGAUACCGAUCUGACAGAAACUUGUAAGCAGGCCCUUUCAAGAAUUUUUAAAAUAUGUGACAUGGAUUGCGAUGGAUUAUUAAACGAUACUGAAUUGAAUAACUUCCAAAGUCGCUGUUUCAAUGCUCCUCUACAGCCUCAAGUAUUAGAUGACGUUAAAUCAGUUCUGAGAAAGAAUUUGGACGAUGGGGUACAGAAUAAUUGUGUUACAUUUAAGGGAUUUCUAUACUUGCAUACUUUAUUUAUUCAAAGAGGUAGAAAUGAGACAACUUGGGCUGUCUUGAGGAAAUUUGGUUAUAAUGAGCAAUUACAAAUAUCAAAGGAAUAUUUACAUCCUAGUUUGCGAGUACCAUCUGGUUGUACGACAGAAUUGUCUCAUCGAGGGCAGCACUUUUUAACUCAUCUAUUCGAAAGGUUCGAUAAAGACAAAGACAUGUCUUUAUCUCCAACAGAGCUGGAGGAAAUGUUUUCGACUUGUCCAACACCGGCAUGGCCACCAGAUGUCAGCAGUUUAGUUCCAACCAAUGAGAAAGGUUGGAUCACUUAUCAAGGUUACAUAUGUCAGUGGGCUUUAAUAACCCUCUUGGAUCUUCCAAAAACUUUUGAAUAUUUAGCCUAUUUGGGCUACAAUAUCUACGAGAAUGACAGCCAAGUGACAGCAGUACAAGUAACAAGAGAAAGAAAAGUAGACCUUGCCAAAAAACAAUCAACUAGAAAUGUGUAUAGAUGCCAUGUUAUUGGAGCAAAUGGAUCUGGAAAAUCAACAUUUUGCAGGAACUUUAUAAAAUCAAGCAAAGAGAAAUAUCGAAAAUUUGACAAACGGGACACUCCAGAAUAUGUAACGAACAUUCUGCAAGUUUACGGUCAGGAUAAGUUUCUAGUUUUGAGGGAUAUAACCGUUGUGAAUAUGUCUGAUCCCCUGCAACCUGACGAGGUACGAUGUGACGUUGCAUGUCUCGUAUACGAUGUCAGCCACCCAAAGUCAUUUGAGUAUAUAGCAAGAAUAUAUAUUAAAUACUUUGCGGAAAGCAAGAUUCCUGUUCUUGUGGUUGGAUGUAAGAACGACUUGGAAACGGUGAAGCAGGAAUACAUGUUGCAACCUACUUCGUUUUGCGAGAAAUACAAGUUACCUCCGCCCCAAAAUUUCACCAGUAAGGUCCCCAAUAGAGAUAUUUAUACGAAAUUAGCCACAAUGGCUUGCUUCCCUCCUUUACGUCGUAUGGUGCAUAUGCUAUUGUUGAGGCAACAGCCAACAGAGUGGUUAAAUCUAUUUUGCAGGAACAUUCGAGAAUCUAUUGGAACUAUGCCUGCGGAUAUGCCAGUUUGGUUCAAGACUGGAUUGAGUUUGGCAGCGAUUACAGUCUUCGGAUUUAUUGUUGUCAGGGUUAUAAAUACUCCAAAAAUAAGUUAAACCCAUACAUGAUUUUGAGACUGUAAUCACUUUCAUCCUAGUGUCCCAAUGUAAAUAGCUUUAAAAUUCCCGAAUUUAUGGUGUAGAAAUCAACCCUAAAUAAAUUUUUAUUAUGAGAA
This is a messenger RNA of Harmonia axyridis, 2150 nucleotides long. It is a transcript of the gene Miro, whose product is annotated as mitochondrial Rho GTPase. Gene Ontology annotation, cellular component: mitochondrial outer membrane. The transcript is spliced from 9 exons. NCBI's taxonomy places the organism in Eukaryota, Metazoa, Arthropoda, Insecta, Coleoptera, Coccinellidae. Bases 76 to 2031 code for a protein of 651 amino acids. Gene Ontology annotation, biological process: mitochondrion organization; small GTPase-mediated signal transduction. Gene Ontology annotation, molecular function: GTP binding; GTPase activity; calcium ion binding. The record is from RefSeq and is a predicted model, not a curated record.